CCUGGACAUCGCCGCCGCCUGCUUCAGCUACCACCAGCCCGAGGCCGCCGCCGCCGCGGGCGACGAGGCCGCCGCCUUCGAGGUGCACAGCCCGGGCGGCGCCGUGGCCGUGCUCAAGGCUGCGACCCGUCAGGACAUGACCUACUGGCUUCAGGAGCUGCAGCAGAAGAGGUGGGAAUAUUGCAACAACCUCGACGCGGCCAAAAGGGACAGCCGAACGUCCCCAACACCAAGCGACUUGUCCAAAGGUCUUGUUGCCAAAGACAACCCGGAGCUGAGUAUCCUAAGUCAAAAUGCUUCGGCAGAAAGAGCCAGAAAUAUCCUAGCCGUGGAGACCUCCCCUACGGAGCUGGUGGGGGAGCAGGCUGCCUCCCAGCCUGCGCCCGUGCAGCCCAGCGCCAUCAACUUCUCCCUGAAGCAGUGGAGCGCUGAGAUCAAAAACUCUAUGUCCUCGUUAAGAAAAGGAAAUAAUGAGAACCGCAAGAGCAUAUUUUACACUAGCGAGGAGUGGGAAUUGCUGGAUCCAACCCCAAAAGACUUGGAGGACUCGAUGGUCCUAGAAGAAAAGAGGAAGCACCUGGCAGACGGGAGUAAAGGCCUGACUAGUUCAGCUUUUCCGUUUGAUUUUGGCCGCGUUCCCCACAAAGCGAGACGCCCGCUGAAGGACAUGAUCGGAUCGAGCAAGAACCGCAGCAGCAGCGACGCUUCCCCCACUGAGUGGUGUUCUGGCAACGGCAACAAGCUAGUCUCGGAACUGCAGCUGAAAUAUCAAAGCCAGCAAGAAGAGCUGGAAAAGUUAAAGAAGGAUCUCACAAGCCAAAAGGAACUUGUGCGACUUCUGCAGCAAACAGUCCGGUCUUCCCAAUACGAUAAAUAUUUUGCAAGCCGUCUUUGUGAGGGGGUUCCCAAAGACAAAUUAGAGCUGUUGCACCAAAAAGAUGACCAAAUUUUGGGUCUGAACAACCAGCUUGAAAAGCUAAAUCUGGAAAAAGAUAGUCUGCAGCAGGAAGUAAAGAAUCUGAAAUGUAAAGUUGGAGAACUCAAUGAGCAGUUGGGUAUGUUGAUGGAAACUAUUCAAGCUAAAGAUGAGGUGAUCAUGAAACUUUCACGUCAACUCAGUGAAUGCGAGGACAAUACAUCCUCCCAAAGUGGAGCAGUAAAUUCCUCCAUGGCUACCUUUAUUAAUAAGGAACUACAGGAACUGGACAGACUAAAAGACAAUCUUCAAGGUUAUAAGACCCAGAAUAAAUUCUUAAAUAAGGAGAUUUUGGAGCUUUCUGCUCUACGAAGAAAUGCAGAAGUGCGCGAGAGAGAAUGGCAGGCAAAGUAUACUAGCUUGGAAGCCAAACUCUGUCAGAUUGAAAGUAAAUACUUGAUCUUGCUUCAAGAAAUGAAGGCUCCUGUUUGCUCUGAGGAGCAGAGCUCUACUCGCGAGGUCAUUGCACAGCUGCUAGAAGAUGCUUUGAAAGCAGAAACGAAUGAACCACCAGAACAAGCGUUUUUCAAACCACACCUGGUCAGUGAAUAUGAUAUAUAUGGAUUUCAGACGGUCCCAGAGGAUGAUGAGGAGGAAAAACUAGUAGCAAAAUCACGAGCUUUGGACCUGAGAUCUCUUUCUCUUAGUGAAAAUAGAGAGAUCUCUACCGGGGUAAAAUGGGAGAACUAUCUUGCAAGCAUGAUGAAUAGGGAGAUGAUCCGCUGUCUAGAACUGAAGAAUCUGAUAAGGUCUGGAAUUCCACACGAGCAUCGUUCCAAGAUGUGGAAAUGGUGUGUCAAUCUCCACGUUAAAAAGUUCAAGGAUGGAGCUGUUCCUGGGUAUUUCCAAACCUUGCUUCAAAAUGCCCUUGAAAAACAAAAUCCAGCAUCUAAACAGAUUGAGUUGGAUCUCUUGAGAACUUUGCCCAACAACAAGCAUUAUUCUUCACCAACGUCUGAAGGGAUCCAGAAGCUGCGAAAUGUGUUGCUGGCGUUUUCGUGGAGGAAUCCUGAUAUAGGAUAUUGUCAAGGUCUCAACAGGUUGGUAGCGAUUGCACUUCUGUACCUGGAACAGGAAGAUGCUUUCUGGUGCCUGGUAACUAUAGUGGAAGUCUUCAUGCCUCGUGAUUAUUAUACUAAGACACUGCUAGGAUCACAGGUUGAUCAACGUGUGUUCAAGGAUUUAAUGAGUGAGAAGCUGCCACGGCUGCACGCGCAUUUCGAACAGUACAAAGUUGACUACACGCUUAUCACCUUCAACUGGUUUCUGGUGGUAUUUGUGGACAGUGUCGUUAGCGACAUCCUUUUUAAAAUAUGGGAUUCUUUCCUAUACGAGGGACCAAAGGUAAUAUUCCGAUUUGCCCUGGCACUUUUUAAAUACAAAGAAGAAGAAAUCUUAAAAUUGCAAGAUUCCAUGUCCAUAUUCAAGUACCUUCGAUACUUCACACGCACUAUACUUGAUGCUAGGAAACUGACUGCUAUUGCUUUUGGAGACCUGAACCCUUUUCCAUUGCGUCAGAUCAGGAACAGGAGGACCUACCACCUGGAGAAAGUGCGUCUUGAACUGACUGAACUUGAAGCCAUUCGUGAGGAUUUCCUACGUGAACGAGAGACCUGCGUAGAAAAGAGAGACCUUAUUAGUGAUGAUGAGGAGGAUAGUUGAAAGUUUUCAGACUUUUCUUUGGGAUCGUGACCAAAGUUCAUUGAGUGAGUUCACCUCCAACACACUUUAAUCCUGUCAAACAGAAUGUAAACUAGUUGCUUUUGGAAAUGUGCAGGACAGAUUUCCAAAUCCCAGCACUUUCAGAAAUAUUCCUUGGUGUGGAGGCCAAAAUGCUUCUGUUUACAGUUGCAUUCAUUGAAUUGUAUGUAGAGCACUUAAAUGAAUAUUUUGGGUUAGUCAGACAGCUGCACCGGCGGCUGUUUUCCCGUGGCACUCUUGUGCCUGUGUGAAACAGUAGUAACAAGGUCAUCACUCAGUUUACCACAUUCAUUGCCAAGAUUCUGCAUUUUUUACCAUAACUGUGUUUUUUGUAGUGCAGACACAGUGUGGGAGAACGUACUUUUCAUUUUCAUGUUGGUUCAGUAAAUGGCUUUCAUCGUGGUGUUGUCAAGUUGGCAGUUCCUGAGGUCAACUGGAGAAGCAGGGAAUGAAGCACCAGAACUCCUGCUUUCCUUUGUGUUUCCUGAAGCAACAAGAAAUGCAUCGUUGAUCAGAACACUUUUUUGUUGUUUAUGUUCGAGUACCUAUUUGUCACGUGAAUGUUUGGUGUAUACUGGAACAGUGAUAUACUCCACUUAUGCAGUCAGUUUUAUCCCUGUUCAGGGGUGUGUAGUGUGUGUGUGUGUGUGUGUUUUGUUUGUCUGUUUUGAGACAUUGCAAUCAGGGUGGGGGGAAACAACAGCCAAAACCCAGAUCUUAUGGAGAAGGGAGCUAGCUGGGAAUACCAUGUUUUAGUAGCUAAUUAUUGUUUUAUCUGUUAAAGGCAUUUUUUUCAUUUUUAGGGCUCCUCCUAUCUAGGGUUUCAGACAGGACAAAAUUUUUAUCUUUUACACAGAAACAUAGUAUUUGCAUGUAUGUAUAACCAUUGUACGAUAGUGAUAGAGAUAGGAUUCUUAAAUAUAUAGCCAUGACUCAGACCUAAAGCCACAGCACGUGCACAAACACUUAAGAUCCUGAGAACAAAUGGAAUAUUUGGUGAACGUGUUCAUGUGGAUGCACGUGCUGCAAGGAGUGCGAGGGACACUGAGCUGCAGGGUUUCUGACUGAAAACUGACUGUAGGCCAUUUCCCCCACUUCAUUACCAGCUGUGGUUUCUAAAAACAGGAGGAAGAUUUUUUAUUUUUCCUGUUUUCCGACUGGGCUCUUGCGAUAUUUCUUUUUCUUUUCCCCCCCAUUCAGAAUGUCUCAUUCAGACACUUGUCUCUGGGUGGAUUAUGGUAAAACUAAUGUUGAAAUCCUAGGUAGCCAAUCUCAGCUUCUUGGGUGGGCUGUUAGGUGGCAGAAAUGAAAACUGAUGAUCAGGAACAGUCAAGUGCAUGAAGCUUCCGAGACCUCUGUUUUCUGAGAGCCCAUAGGAUUUCUGUCAGGUAUGUGCAUGUAAUGGUCUUGGCAAUCUCAAGAGGUAGAGAAAUCCUGCUUUUGUUUCACAGCACUUUUUUGAGAAUAUAUUUAUAGCCUUCUUUAAGCGUGUUAUAAGACAGUUUAUCUGUGAGCUAAAUACUUUGUUGAAGUGAGGCAAAUAUUGUAGCUUACAGAACUACUUUUGAUACCUAAUGUGUGCCUCUUCUGUGUACCACACCAUCAAAAAAGCCAGGGAGGGAAGCAUGAUAUGAUCUCAAUUUUUAUGUUACUUGUCUUCUAAACUGUCUACCUUGUCUCUUAUAAGCAGUGUGUGCAUGAUUGGGCUGGUAUUCUGUAGUCACUCUACAUACUUGAAUUUAUUAGUUUUUUCAUAUUAUUGCAUGUACUGUAU
Nothoprocta perdicaria is the source of this 4451-nucleotide messenger RNA. It is a transcript of the gene TBC1D2B, whose product is annotated as TBC1 domain family member 2B. The coding region runs from base 137 to 2638 and encodes 833 amino acids. The transcript has 13 exons. The record is from RefSeq and is a predicted model, not a curated record. NCBI's taxonomy places the organism in Eukaryota, Metazoa, Chordata, Aves, Tinamiformes, Tinamidae.